This is a messenger RNA of Catharus ustulatus (Swainson's thrush), 2234 nucleotides long. RefSeq names its product ring finger protein 135 (gene RNF135). Gene Ontology annotation, molecular function: protein binding. Bases 473 to 1873 code for a protein of 466 amino acids. The transcript has 6 exons. NCBI's taxonomy places the organism in Eukaryota, Metazoa, Chordata, Aves, Passeriformes, Turdidae. The record is from RefSeq and is a predicted model, not a curated record.
CAAUCAACAGAAAGCAACUUUUGACUUGUACGAGGAGCAGUGUCAGUCUUCAUUUGUUAGUUGUUGUUUUGAGAUGACCCAGGUAGCUCAGGGUGACUUUAGAUGGGUUUGGUCCCUCCAAUAGCCUGGACUUCAGUCAGAUAGGGUUUGUGCUGGGCCACUGCUCUCCCAGCUGGGUCAGCAGACGGCCCAAGUCAGCAACUCUCACUAUUACAAAAUCGGGAAAUUCACGGUGGAAACGAAAUAGCACAGAUAACAGGAAUUUUUGGACAGUCGAUGAAAGUCAAGGUCAGGCCCUAGAGAGUUCUGCGUCACAGUCCAUUUCCACCGGCAACCCAAAUCCGGCGAGCAAGGCACGUGAGAGGAACAGAGGAGAAGAGAAGGGGGCAGAGAAGAACAGGGCGGGGCAGAGCCGGGGCGUUCUCGGCACCGGAGGAGGCGCCCGGGGAAAUCGAAACUGCGGGGCCGAGCCAUGGCCGCCGUCAUCGAUCUGGAGCGGCUGCAGCGCGUCCUGGAGCUGCAGUGCUCCUGCUGCCUGCAGCUCUUCGAGGAGCCCGUGCGGCUCACGGACUGCGGCCACAGCUUCUGCCGGGACUGCAUCCUCCGCCACUGCUCGGGGCGGCCCCGCGCCCUCUGCCCGCUCUGCCGCCGCCCCUUCGAGUCCCAGCACCUGCGGCCCAACCGCGAGCUGGCCGCGCUGCUCAGCCUCAUCCCGCGGGAGCUGCUGGAAAACUUGGAAACACAGGACGAGCCGGAACCCUGCGGAGCUGCUGCUUGCAGCGACCUGAGCUCGGCGGGGCGGGGACCUGGGGAGAAGGAGGAAGAGAUAUGGGAGAGCUCCAAGGAACAAGAAAUAACUGCAGAGACCAUCCACCUGUUGAGAAAAGAUCUCAAUAAAACAAAGGAAUAUACAUCUCAGUUCAAAAGCCAGAUUACCAAAUACUUCUGUUGCAUGAAGGAAUAUGUUGAAAGACAGGAGAGAAACACACUGAUGUUCAUUGAACAAGAGCAAAAAGCUGCUCAACAGAAAAUUGAAGAGACUAUUCACCAGCUCACAGACAUCAAAGCCCAAACCAGUGACUUAUCUGAGAGGCAGAAGUAUGAAGGCUCACCUUCAACAAUUAAUAAAAUUACACUUGAUGAGAAGCUUAAUGUUGUCAAAAGUGCUGUGGAAGAUCUGAAGAGAAAGCUGGAAAUUUUACUCUUGGAGAAUUAUGCUCAGCAACUCCCACCAGUGCAGCCUCCAGACUCAUAUCAGGAGCCAAGUGUCUGCUCAUCAUCUCCAGAGUCUGCAGCUGCAAGACCUGAACCAAGCUUUUCCAGCCAGUUCUCUCAGUGGGCAGAGGAUGUGACUUUUGACCCCACAAGAGUACACGAGCGCUUGGCACUCACAGCCCAGAACAGGAGAGUGGUGGUUUCCAGCCACCCAACCACUUAUCAACCAUCACCCAAAAGAUUCUGCAUCAGCCAAGUGAUGUGUUCACAGGGCUUCUGUGCUGGGAGCCACUACUGGGAAGUAAUUACCAAGGACAGUGAUGGAUGGGCUGUUGGAGUUGCUCAUGAAAUGAUUGGUAAAAGGGAGAAAUUGGGAAGAACUGAGAAUUCCUGGUGUGUAGAAUGGCUGGGUCCUAAAAAACAGCUAUCAGCAUGGCACAAGGAUCAAGAAACAUUAUUACACAAGGACAAACCACUGAAGGUUGGAGUUUUCCUGGAGCUACAAAAGAAGACCGUGUCAUUUUACUCCAUCACUGACAAAGAAAUGCUUUUGCACACCUUUGAAAUCAGUACCUCAAAUCCUCUCUACCCUGCUUUCUGGCUGUACACUCUAGAAAGAAAUGGAUCUUUAACUAUAAGUCAGCCAAACAGGAGAUAAAGCCUGUUGAGAAGAGGGACAAUUUUGGCAAUGACUGCAGAGUUUCUAUUCACUCCAAGGAGUGAAUGCAUAACUAUCCAGGCUUUCCUGGGAAUCAGCAACUCAUACUUCUGUCUGCUCUGCUUUUCACACUGUGCUCUAGUCCAGCCAUACUUCAUUAAAGCAAUUCCAGCCUAUGCUAAAGGCAGUAAGCACCCCUGUGGGAGUCAGGUGGGUUUCUCAAGAAGCUUCAAGUAGUCCCAGGAUAUUCCUAGGAAAGAAUGUGCUGAGGAAGCUCUAAUGUUGGGGAUAAGCCUUUCUCAUGGACUUCAUUUUUCCUACAUUGAUAUAAAAAAAUACAGGAGAACAGAUGGUGCCAUUA